This is a messenger RNA of Camellia sinensis, 2369 nucleotides long. The record is from RefSeq and is a predicted model, not a curated record. NCBI's taxonomy places the organism in Eukaryota, Viridiplantae, Streptophyta, Magnoliopsida, Ericales, Theaceae.
AAGGAGAAGAAUUUUGAAGGAGGAAGAUGAAGCUUUGAUACCAUGUUAGAUUUGCAUGAGAGAAAGAAAAGAAUGAGGAGAAGAAGAGAGAGAGAGAGAGAGAGAGAGAAUGACUGUGUUUAUUAACAUACUCGAAUCAUAUUAGGGUUCUCCCUUACACAUAUUUAUAAUAAAAGACUAAAGGAACAAAGGAUAUAACUACCUUUAGACACUAAUACUUAGCCAUGAGUUAUGCCCUCGGCACCUUUUGCUGGUUGACUCUUUAUGUUUCUAUCCAUUCAUUCUGUAGACUUUGGAUCUCAUUAUGUAUGAUUUUUUGCAAUUGCCAAGGAAUCUUUGUGUAUGCUUAUCCAUGAAGUACUUCAUAUGAGAUAUUGUGGUAGUUUGGUUUCAUUUUUGACUCCUUCGGUUAGAAUCCUCUUCUUUUGGCCACCAAACCAAUGCACACUUGCACAAAGAACUCAAUUUCCUUCUCAGUUGCUUGUGGAGUUUUUCUUGUCUCUAGUCACUAUUAGGUUUUAUUCCAGGUAACCGUAUUGUUAUAUUUCGGUUUAUGUAUCCAACCACUUCUCUAGUUUGGGUUGUGAUGAACUCAGGUUUUUUCAAUUAAGCAAGUCCAAUGCUAUUGGAAUUUGAGCAAAUUAUGCAUGUAAUAUGCCUUACAUGGGCAAUGAUAUUAUAUAAUCAUUUCCAGGGAGGAAGAACUUGUGGAUCGUGCCAAAGCACUUAAAGUAAAUGUGGGAACAGAACCUGGUGCAGACCUUGGACCAGUUAUUACUAAAGAGGCAAAGGAUCAAAUAUGCAGAUUAGUUGAGAGUGGAGUCAAAAGUGGUGCUAGACUAAUUCUUGAUGGAAGAGACAUUGUGAACUUUUUGUGUAGGUUCCGCAGUAUGAGCAUGGAAACUUUGUGGGUCCGACCAUCCUAUGUGAUGUUACAACCAGCAUGGAGUGCUACAAGGAAGAAAUUUUUGGACCAGUUCUCCUUUGUAUGCAGUCUGACAGCUUAGAAGAUGCCAUAACUAUUGUCAAUAGAAACAAGUAUGGAAAUGGUGCUUCUAUAUUCACCACAUCUGGUAUUGCUGCAAGGAAUUUCCAGAAUGAAAUUGAGGCUGGGCUGGUGGGGAUAAAUGUUCCUGUUCCAAUUCCAUUGCCAUUUUCUUGUUUUAAUGGAUCUGAGACGUCUUGCGCUGGUGAUCUCAAUUUCUGCGGGAAGGCUGGUGUGCAAUUCUACACACAAAUAAAAACAGUUGCACAAAAAUGGAAGGAUUUACCAAGUAGAAGAGUUUCAUUACAUCCACCUUCAACAUCAGAAACUGAAAUUACUAGUCGACGAGUGUCUCUAUUGCAACCUCCAAAUUCUGAGAGUGAUUUACCUUACCGAGAAAUGUCGCCAGCAAUGCCUUCAGCAUGGGAGAGGGAUUUACCAAGCCAUAAAGGAUCACUGUCCCUAACUCCAACAUCUGAAAGGGAUAUACCAAAUCCGGUAGUAUCACUGACCAGCCCAGCUACCUCUGAGAGGGAUUCAACAAACCAAGAAAUGCCGCUACAUUUGCCUCUAGCAACGGAAAGACAAUUGCCGGGCCCAGAAGUGUCAGUAUCCAUGCCUCGAACGUCUGAGAGGGUGUAUAUGCCCACAUCUAACAUAAAUGACAUUAUGGUUUCAGUGUCUCACAGGAAUGACAGUGCUGGUCCUAUAUCUAGGACGGACCCUAAUAUGUAUCCGACUGUGGAGAGGGUAUACAUGCCUACAAUAUCUCAUAGGAAUGAAAACGUUGGUCCAUCUCUUAGGACAGAUACUACUAUUCAUCGGAAUUCUGAGAGGGUGUACAUGCCUACAUCUCACAGGAGUGACAGCAUGGGUCUAAUGUCUUUGAGGAAUGACACAAUGAUGCAUCCAACUUCUGAGAGAAUGUUUAUGAACACAAGCAUGAUUUCUUCUCAAAGGAGUGAUGCUAUUAUGCCUUUGAGUUCGGAGAAGGUGUAUAUGCCGGCGUCAGCAAUCCAGACAAAUGAUGAUGGUAUGCCAUCAACAUCUGACAGUUUAUUCGUUCCUGCAAAACAUCAGAGGAUCUAUACUUCACACCAACUGUUAUCAGUGGAUGAAUACCCUGACCAAGGAGUGUCACUGACUAUGCCGACGUCUCAGAGGAUAUAGUAUUCGACCUUCAUGCCAUGAUUUAUUUUUUUUUAUUUUUUUGUUCAAGGAAAUUGGCAGUAGACCAUAAAAUGCAGAAAAAGGUUUUACAGGAUCCUUUCAUAAAUGUGAAUUUUGUAAUCUUUUUCCUUAAUUCCUUAUGCCCGCUUCAUUUCAUCACUGAAAAUUGGCAUUGCCACAAGAUGCUUUUUAAUUUGCAUUUCUUGUUGGAACA